Molecule: messenger RNA, 3447 nt
Organism: Varanus komodoensis (Komodo dragon)
Lineage: Eukaryota; Metazoa; Chordata; Lepidosauria; Squamata; Varanidae
Gene: AMER1
Product: APC membrane recruitment protein 1
Exons: 1
Coding region: 59-3373 (1104 amino acids)
Biological process (GO): regulation of canonical Wnt signaling pathway
Cellular component (GO): plasma membrane
Molecular function (GO): phosphatidylinositol-4,5-bisphosphate binding; beta-catenin binding
Source: RefSeq, a predicted model, not a curated record
AUGUGGAGGAAGGCAUGGCCGCGAGCGCCCUUUCUUCCGACUGAACGCGCACGCCAGGAUGGCUGCCACCAGAGCCGCCUCCGUCGAGGAGAAUGCUGGAGCCAAGCUGCUGUUGGUCCCGGACGGUAAUCGGCGUUCGCUGGAGGAGAACGGGGCAGCUGACCAACUCUCUGAGCAGAGCGAUGCUUUGUGUGCCAUGCUGGAGCCAAAUCGGCCUCAGGCCCCUGCGGGCAAGCUGAAGAAGACCGCCUUCAAGCUUUUCGGUGGGAAGCGGAGCAUCUGUGCUCUGCCGAACUUCUUUGGGGGGAAAAGCAAAGGCCAAGAAAAGGGAGCCUCGAAAAAGGGGUUGAGUAAGAGCAAGACACACGAUGGCAUCAGUGAUGUUGGGUAUGAGGAGGCCAGCUCUGGGCGUCUUCGGAGCCCCUCAGAUGGGGGGACGGACUUUCCUCCUCCACAGCUGUCCACCUCCCAGAGUGCUCACUUGGGAACAGUUGCUGGCCUGCGAGUCGGCUUUGUCCGGCAGUCAGCAUCCCUCUCGGGGAGUUCUGAAGGCUUUGAGAAGAGGUCCAGCGGAGAGAAGUCCCUUUUUCUUCCCAGACCUAAGAAAGGGGGGCUGAGAGGCCUUUUCAGCAGCAUCCGGCGCCACCGGAAGAGCAAAACUGCCGAGCCCGAGAGGACAGAGCUGCAGGAAUGGGCUCUCAGAGACAGCGGGGCAGACGAGCAGGCCAGGCUGAACCAGCAGAAUGGUGCCGAAACGCAGCCAGCCUCCAAGAAGGGGAGUCUGAAAAGUAUCGCGCUCUGCUCAGAGCAUCGGGAGGGGUGUCUCAGUGCUGCUUCCUCUGCUGUAGCAUCAGGCGAGUUGACAGAGGGGGACCAAAUGGCGUCCCCCAGAAGCAGUUUCUGUGCGGAUGCAGCUGGAGGGACUGCUAGUUGUGAAGGUGCUGAAGGGAUGGAGUUCGACACUGUCGAUGGCGCCUGUGAAGACUCUGCUUUUUGUGACAUUCCUGAUGCUGUUGAGCCAGUUUUCCUGAGCAGCAGUCCUUCCUGCAUCCCACCUGGGGACCCACUCAGCUUGAUGUUUGGAGAUGUCACUUCCCUUCAGAGCUUCGACUCCUUCACUGGCUGUGGAGACAUCAUUGCUGAACCAGAUAUGGACAGCAUCACGGAGAGCUCCACCUCUGCAGAGCGCGGCAGGGAUGCCACCAAGAGGAGUUCUUGCCUGGUGACUUACCAAGGUGGAGGGGAGGAAAUGGCCAUGCCUGAUGAGAUGGAGGAGUAUCUUCAGCAGAUGUGGGACGGUGCCAUCAAAGCCGACGCCUCCUUUGAAACACACCUGCCAGAGCUCCUGGUGAACAGUGAGCUCCAAGGAGUGAGUGACACCAGGCCAGAAGGUCACCUCUAUUCCGAAGGCACGAGGAACGAUGUGGAGCUCUUAACCCCACACAGCGACCAACAAGAAUCUGCUCCCAACAGCGACGAGGGUUACUAUGACUCCACCACCCCGGGUCCUGAGGAUGAAGCUGGCGAUGGGCUGGAUGAAAUCCAAAGGGAACGUCUGCCACGGGACAGCUAUAGUGGUGACGCACUGUAUGAAUUCUACGAACCCGAUGAUGCACUCAUGAGCCCUUCUCAUGGAGAGCAGUCCUGCUUUGACAGGGAAGUGACGUCUUCAGAUAUCUUCAGCCAGUUCUUGGACUUUACUGGCCCUGAUGAGAAGGACUUGGUCCGGAAGUUGGGUCAGAAGAACGAAGUUAUGGAAACAGAGGAGGAGCGAAUGGCUGCCAUUCAGAAGCAGCUGCUGUAUUGGGAGCUGCAGAGAGAGCCGGCUGUGAAACACUUAGAUAGGCGCAACAAAGACCAGCAUCAGAGGGAAAAGGAGCACACGGAAUGUAAAAUGAGGGCAGCCAACACCGUUGGGAAGAGUCCGAGUUGCCUUGGUUGUGAGCAGAUCGCCCCUCUUGCUUUGAACAGUGCCCUGAAUUCUGGAAUUCCAGCUGGAAACCAGGACUGGAAAGACCUCCAAGAGAUGCUGUGCCCUGGAAAGCAUUACAGUGGCAGUUGUGGUCCCAAACCAUGUGAGGGUUGCCUUAUUCGUCUUGUGGGAACCAGCUCUGUGGUAGAUUCCGGCUUAGAGCACACGGUGCUUGAACCGUGUGCCUUAAGUGACUUGGCCCUGGAGAAGUCAGUGGCGUAUCCUUUCUACCAAAUGCGCAGCUGCCACAGCUGUCCCCCCGGUGAGCCGCUGGAGAGAACUGAAGCUGACUUUGUGGAAGCCCACCAGGAAAGCAAGCAGGAGCCAGAGCAGGUGGUCAACUUCUCCCAAGCGCUGGUGGAAUUCACCAGCAGUGGGACUCUUUUCUCCAACCUCUCCGAAAGCCUCGGGAGCUCCGACUCAGGGUCUGCCUUCACUCAGAACCUUCCUGCCCUCCCAACCAUGGUCACCUUUGACAUCGUCGAUGUCGAACAGGAGGGGGAAGGCGAAUGUGAACAGCAUCUGGAGAUGAACACUGACGAGGACAUCGCGGCGUCUUUCGAGGCCUUUGACGACAGCUCCGUUCCAAAAGAGUCCUUUGCCGAAUGUGACGAGCGAAUGUUCCCUGGGUUUUCCCAGAGUAAUUUCCACAGCUGCAGCUGGGGUGUCGCCAGCUUGCCCCGCCGCCUUCGGCUUCAGGAGGUGAAGCUUCCCUUGCCGGAGCCACUGUCCACCUGCAGGAGAAGCCGGUCCCUGGACACCGAGAGUUUGGAGUUUGAGCUGGCAAGCUUGCAGUUGUCCAAGAAUGGCUUUAAGCCGUGUGAGUUCUGGUCUCCAUGGAGUGGCUGCAGGAAGGAUCUGGAUCCUCCUGGGUUGAAUGUAGGCCAGGAAAGUUCUCCGUGUUCUCCAGAAGAAAGGGCAGGCAGUGUUGCCGUCCUCUCCUGGCCGGGACUAUCGAAUGUACCGUACGAUGAGGAGUUCUCACAAGACAUGAAACCACGGGGUCGUGAUCCCAUGGAUGCCCCAGCCUUCCAUAGCCCAUGGGGUGUGUUGGCACAGCCAGAUGGGGAGCCACCUUUCACCACCCUGGUGCAGAAGGAGCCUUCUGGGCAACCUCGCCCUGAUGGAGGCAGCAGUCCGAUGCCUCCAGCAGCAAGACCGGUGGCCAGGCCUUCCAAUCUGCCUCUGCAGGGACCUCUUGCAUCCCAAGAGCUUUGCGCCUCCCACAGGCCUGGCGGGGACAGUGCAGCUAAAAAGCUCGCUUGGAUUCUCCCUUUGGGAGAGGACGGUGCCGGCUUGGCUCCGAACUUUGGGUUUGGUUGCUCUCCUGACAAGUCAGCAAUAUGUAAACCUGUGGAUGCGAUGCAAGGAAUGUCGCAGCUUCACAACAAGCAGUGCUGAGGUCUUGGGGGUGGGGAGAAGGCUAUGCAUUGAGAGCCGCCGAUUGGACGAAGCCCUUUUCCUGCAGUCAGAAU